AUGAUGCACUCGAACCACGAUCCACAGGCGCGGCCCGGGGAUCUGCCUCGGAAGAAGAUCCGAAAGGGGACCCGCAGUUGCUGGCAAUGCAAACACCGGAAAGUCCGCUGCAUUUUUGCGUCUGAUACCGACCAGAACUGCAAAGAAUGUCUCGCCCGGGGACUUCCAUGUCGCAGCCAAGAAUUGCCAGAGCCUGAGAAUCCCCGCGAGUCGGACCGCGCAUACGUGAACGAGCGGAUGGCUCGAAUGGAGAACCUGUUGGAAAAACUUCUGAUACGUGUUGACGGUGGGAACCAUCAACGGCAUGACUCGAAAUCGCCCAUAGAUACAGCGGAAACCAGUCCCGAAUCGAAUCCCCCGACCGUGGCACCAGCUUCGGACAAUGCUCCAGUUUUGUCUCUUUUUGACGAGUCGGUUCGUGUCGCAACUCAUAUUAGGGAUCUGCAAUUUCCCCUAGCUCGCGCUUACUGGUUAAUAGCUAGGUUUCAAACUAUCAGAGACCAUUGGACCCGAUUUUACACCAUAUGGCACGAUCAACCGGGAUUGGGGCAAACUGCGCCGCGAUCUGAUAGCCUUGAUACCCACCCAGAAGACGUUGAAAUUAUAUCAGAGGCUAGCAGUAGCUGGUGGCUUAUGCGCGUGCAGUUACUUGAAGACUACGAUAAAUCAUUGCUUUCGUCCUCGGAGGGAGAGCUCUCGACUAGUCAUCCAACUGUGAUUGGUAAGGCAAUCCUGUGGAUUGCAUUGUGUCUCCAACAGCUGCCUUCGGAGUUUGAUUCGUCCUCUCUCGAUAUUCCCUGCCUCCCAUGGGUCCUAGUUGAAGAAUGCAUCACCCGCGUUUCCACGCUCGUCUGCUCUGAUGACUCUAUUGUCAGUUGUAUCGAUGGGCUAGAGUGCUUGGUUCUGCAAGGGUUGCUCUUUAGCAAUGACGGGAAGAUACGAAGUGCAUGGCUUUCCAAUCGUCGGGCUGCAAACAUCGCUCAGCUAAUCGGGUUCCACCGUGCUGAACCAGCUCCCAGUGAAAGCGCCGAGUUUCAACAUCGGGCUACGUUCAUUUGGAGACACAUCCUCAUGACCGACAGGCAUCUUUCUCUGAUCCUUGGAGUACAUGGAGCUAUAUCCAAUACGGCAAUAGAUCUGUAUCAAUCCAACCCAAGCGACCCUCAAGAUUUGCCUGUCCACAAUGCAUCUGUUCUGAACCCCCUUGCUCGGAUAGCCGGAUCAAUCAUUGAGCGCAAUCAGACCUUUACAGAGGUCACUCCGGCCAUGAUGCAGAUGACACAAAGCAUCGAUCUGCAACUUCAAGCGUUCAAUCCCCCUCCUUUGGCGUCACCCGACAACGUUCCGCCAGGCAAGUGUACUGAGCGAUCCUCUUGUUUCCUUGAGCUCUACUAUCGGUUAUGGUACUAUCAGCUCACGGUUUGGCUACACCUGCCUCUCCUACUAGCAUCAGGUACUGAUAACUUCUAUAAUUAUAAUCGGCAAACCUGUCUCCAGGCCUGCCGCAACAUCAUCGCUUGCUAUGUCAAUAUCCGACGCACCACGGAAAAGGGGUUUGACUCGAAAAUUCUUGAUUUCCAAGCCUUCACUACGGCAAUGACUAUCAUUGUCAAUGCACUCGGACCAUUUGGCCCCCAGGAUUUUACCAAAGGAGAUUACUUCGCUCUCGACCGGGUUGUGGCUGUCCUAGAGCAAGUAUCGAAGAGCGGUCCUCCGGACAAGAUUGCAACCCGGGCGUUGCGCGUUUUGAAGCUUAUCAAGGCGAUAGGAAUGGGAACGGAACCUCCGCCACUUGACGAAUCAGAAGGACACCAAUACGAGAAUGAGAAGCCUAUUCGCAUCAAGCUUGAUAUUCCUUAUUUCGGCACGAUAUACCUCGAACGUCGUGCCGUCGUUGACCAAGCAUCGAAACAUAUUGCCGCUGCUACUCCACCGCUGCCAGCGAUGCCAACAAUGCCCAGCACCAUUCCUGGACAAUAUUACCCAUCAUCUUCGUGGAUGGGCACGAUCCCGGACCUCGGUUAUGCAAAUGGGCAGGUUCCGGAAACCGCCCAAUUGGCGGAUAACGGUUUGGGCUUUGACCCGCCUGCUGAGUUUUGGGCUCUCGACUCUCAGUUCACGUUUCAAGACUCCAUUUUUGGCUGA
This is a messenger RNA of Penicillium mononematosum, 2145 nucleotides long. RefSeq names its product transcriptional regulator family TF. Bases 1 to 2145 code for a protein of 714 amino acids. Gene Ontology annotation, biological process: DNA-templated transcription; regulation of DNA-templated transcription. The record is from RefSeq and is a predicted model, not a curated record. The transcript is spliced from 2 exons. Lineage: Eukaryota; Fungi; Ascomycota; Eurotiomycetes; Eurotiales; Aspergillaceae. Gene Ontology annotation, molecular function: DNA binding; DNA-binding transcription factor activity, RNA polymerase II-specific; zinc ion binding.